AGAAUCUGCACUGAUCAACGAGAUGUUUCUUUGAUUUUCUAGUGGUUACACCUGCUGAAAGAGUCUUUGUUAUGCAUGUUAUCCCGUAGCUUUACCAGCAUCCAGCACAAAGAGCAGUGGGUUCAGUCCAUAUCUAUCUAUUUAUAGUAUAUCUACUCAAUAUUGUGUUAUCGGUCCAGGAUGUAUAAUUGUCCUAAAAUUGUUGUGCACCCUUCAGCUCGGAGACCAUGUUUUUGUCAUAUAUGCACUUUGAGAAAUUAAUUGUGCUUCUUUUUUGUUAUAUCAGAUUAUAAUCUAGCUUGAUUCAGUGGUAUGCAUACAUUAUCUGUAAUGAUGUGUUAGCAUUCUCGCUAUUUUGUUCUUUUGGAAGACAAAAGUUGAUCUUUCAGGUUCGGGCUCUGAAUCUGAACCGAGUCCACACCUUCAUUGCCACAUUCUUGUUCCUCCUUGUUGCAAUCAUUCUCUCUGCUUGGUGAUGCCCGAACAAGGAGACCACACCUAUUUUAUCUCAUGUACUUUUGCUUUGUUUAGUUCUCUUUGUAUGUAUUGUCUGCUUAUUUAAUCUUUUCUUCUAGCUUAUUCUGCAUCAAGCUUGAAACAGUUCAUGAUAACACCCCUGCUAUGUAGAAUGUAGCAAUUGUUUUUUCUUUGUUUCUUGAAACUUGCUGAUUAACUAAAGAUGGUUCUGCACUUUUCUAAUGGUCACACCUGGAAGAGUCUUUGCUAUGCAGGUUAUCUGCAUGAAGCACAAAGAGCAGGUUCAUAUCCAUGAGGUAUAAGCAAAAAGAAGAGGAUAAUGAUACUUUCCACUGCAAAUGCGCCCUUUAGCCAGGAUAAUAACUGCGGUGUUGCUGCGUCGAACGCUCUGCCGACUGCCGGUGCCGGAAGAAGGAAAAACAAAGAUCCGGUUCGUCAGGCAAUCACCGGCAGAGACCUUCCUCCGCCGGAGCAGCGCAUGGCGUCGCCGCGCGCUGGGCACCGCCAGCUCAUGGGCGCGUCGUCGUCCCCGGCGCCGUCGGGCGACGGCGAGGCGACUGCGGGGCGCGGGUCGAGCCAGGAGGCGAUGAAGAUAAUGGUAUCCGUGCUGGUGGUGGUCAUCUUCUGCACGCUCUUCUACUGCAUCUACUGCUGGCGCUGGCGGAAGCGCAACGCCGUGAGGAGAUCGCUGCUCCAGAGCCUGCGGCCGAUGUCGAGCUCGGACCUGCCGCUCAUGGACCUCGCCUCCAUCCACGCCGCCACCGACAACUUCUCCAAGGCCAACAAGCUCGGCGAGGGCGGCUUCGGCCCUGUCUACAGAGGCGUGCUGACGGGCGGGUCGGAGAUCGCGGUGAAGCGGCUGUCGGCGCGGUCGCGGCAGGGCGCGGCAGAGUUCCGGAACGAGGUGGAGCUGAUCGCCAAGCUGCAGCACCGCAACCUGGUGCGGCUGCUGGGCUGGUGCGCCGAGCGCGACGAGAAGCUGCUGGUCUACGAGUACCUCCCCAACCGCAGCCUCGACGCCUUCCUCUUCGAUGCAAGCAAGAGCGCGCAGCUGGACUGGAAAACCCGGCACAGCAUCAUCCUGGGCAUCGCCCGCGGGCUGCUCUACCUCCACGAGGACUCGCUGCUCAAGGUCGUCCACCGGGACCUCAAGGCCAGCAACGUGCUCCUCGACAACAAGAUGAGGCCCAAGAUCUCCGACUUCGGCAUGGCCAAGAUCUUCGAGGACGAGUGCAUCGAGGUUAACACCGGCCGCGUCGUCGGAACCUACGGGUACAUGGCGCCGGAGUUCGUGAUGGAGGGCGUGUUCUCGGUCAAGUCGGACGUGUUCAGCUUCGGGGUCCUUCUCAUCGAGAUCCUCGGCGGCAAGCGGAACGGCGCGCUCUACCUCGAGGAGCACGAGCAGACCCUCAUCCAAGACGCAUGGAAGAGCUGGACGGAGGAGAAGGCGGCCGAGUUCAUGGACCCGGCGCUGGGGCGGGCCUACUCCAAGGAGGAGGCGUGGCGGUGCUUCCACGUGGGACUCCUCUGCGUGCAGGACGACCCGGAGCUCCGGCCGACCAUGUCCAGCGUCCUGCUCAUGCUCAUCAGCGACCACAUGAACCUGCCCGCGCCGGCCAGGCCGCCCAUGUUCACCCGGCUGAGGACCUUCCCGGCGGCGAUGAUCCCCUUCUCCACCAAGACCGAGUCCACCUUCUCGCCCCAGUCCAUCAACGACGUCUCCAUCACCGUCGUCGAGCCGCGAUGAGGUUGAUGGUGCCCUUUUGUUGUUGUGUACAUACUGCUAGCAGCUGAAAUGUUCUUCGAGAAGGCCGGCCGCCGUUGGAUUUUUGUAGUUAUGGUGAAAGUGCGUACACACUGUGGCACAAAGCUUCCGUGCAGAUGGUGACAAAGUGAGAUCCAUGGCGAAUUGAGUACACAUGAUUGGUUUUUUCCCGUUGAUUAAUUUCUAUGCACAAAGCUUCGUGCAUAGAAACAGUUUUUUUUUCCUUCUGUUUUGAGCAUUUUCCGUGACAAUUUGGGUCAUGUAUCAGGGAAUUCAGGGUUUGGUGUCCAGAAGCUUCAGAAAGUGGAGUGUGACACUGAAAGUGUUGUAAUGUGGACAGAAGGUCCGCUGAACUUUUGCCUUGGCAAUUGACCGGACCGGGAAGGAGGAACGACCGAAUGAGAUUCCCCAUUUCUUUCA
Molecule: messenger RNA, 2662 nt
Organism: Aegilops tauschii subsp. strangulata
Lineage: Eukaryota; Viridiplantae; Streptophyta; Magnoliopsida; Poales; Poaceae
Product: cysteine-rich receptor-like protein kinase 10
Biological process (GO): protein phosphorylation
Cellular component (GO): plasma membrane
Molecular function (GO): protein serine/threonine kinase activity; ATP binding
Source: RefSeq, a predicted model, not a curated record